AAUUAUUGGCUACGAGUUGACCUGUUCGGUGUUGUCGCAACGCCAAAAUGUGGCCGGAACGCAACAGGGGCCCGGCCACCUCCACCCUCCCCCCGCUGCCGGCCAGCUUCCACGACCUCUACGCCUCUACCGUUCGCACCACCACCCGCGACGACCCUUCCCUGCACCAAGGCCGCACCCGCCAGAUCCCCCACGUGCCCGGCAACUGGCCCACCCACAUCUACAUCGAGUGGCACCCCCCGCCCGCAGUCCACGAGCUGCUGACCGAGCUGGUCUCGUCACUUCAGUCGCAAGCCUCCAGUGCACUUGCGGGGGACACGAAUACCACCAUCACCAACUUCCUGCAGAGCGACCUGGGCGCGCCGCAGCCGCUGCACAUCAGCCUGUCGCGGCCGAUCGUGCUGUCGUCAGACGACAGGGCCACCUUCCUGCGCGAGGUGGAGGCGGCGAUCCGGGCCAGCGGGAUCGCCGCGUUCGGGCUCGCGUGUUGCAGGGCCGAGUGGCAUCGCACCGCCGAGAGCGCGAGGUCGUUCCUGGUGUUGAGGUUGACUGAGAUGCUGAGGCGGUGCAAUGACGUGGUUGCGAAAUAUGGACAGUCGCGGCUUUACGAGUGGGCUGAGGGCGACGGGCAAGACGAGGAAGAAGGCCGGUGGGUAGGUGAGGCGUUCCAUGUGUCGAUUGCCUGGUCGUUUGUCGAGCCUACCGAGGAGCUUGUGAGAGUGACUGAACAAGUGUUCGGCAGUUGCAGCGCCAAGAAGAGGAUGCGAGAACUGCGUAUUCCUGUUGAGGGCGUGAAGGUCAAGAUAGGAAACGUUAUAACGCAUGUUGUACUGCCGCAGCGAGGGAGUAGGGCAAAUGAGAAGGGAGCCAAAAAUCUACUCGGCUUAUAA
Messenger RNA from Parathielavia appendiculata, 890 nucleotides. RefSeq lists its product as uncharacterized. Gene Ontology annotation, biological process: U6 snRNA 3'-end processing. The record is from RefSeq and is a predicted model, not a curated record. The transcript has 3 exons. Lineage: Eukaryota; Fungi; Ascomycota; Sordariomycetes; Sordariales; Chaetomiaceae. Gene Ontology annotation, cellular component: nucleus. Gene Ontology annotation, molecular function: 3'-5'-RNA exonuclease activity. Bases 48 to 890 code for a protein of 280 amino acids.